ACUUCCCGGAGCCGGGAAAGGGGUGUGGUUAAACUUUUCCCCUGCCUUCGUUGUGUAAAGGGUUCCUGUGCGACCACCUGGUCAUGAUGCAGGGCUUGCCCGCCAUCCCUGAGGAGAUCAGUAACUUCCUUGCAGAUGUUGACAUAUUCAUAUCAGAUAUCCUAAAAGGUGAAAAUUUAUCCAAAAGAGCAAAGGAAAAGAGAGAUGUCCUGAUUAAGAAGAUGAAAGACAUCAGGUCCAACUACCUACAAGAAUUUCCUGAAAUAGGAGAUCAUGAAGAUGGGGAAGAGAAUGAAACACCUGCUGCUUCUGACAGUCUGUCUCUAGCGUCUGACCAUUACGAUAAAGAGGAUGAAGGCCCUUCUGAUGGUCAUCAGUUUCUUCCAAUUGCAGCACAGGAUCUUCCAUUUGUUUCAGUGUCUGGAUAUUUGGAAAAGCGUAGAAAAGAUCACAGUUUUCUUGUCUUUGAGUGGCAAAAACGUUGGUGUGCUUUGAGUAAAACAGUCUUCUACUACUAUGGAAGUGACAAAGACAAACAACAGAAAGGUGAAUUCGCUAUAGAUGGCUACACCGUCAGAAUGAAUAAUACCCUUCGGAAAGACGGAAAGAAAGAUUGCUGUUUUGAAAUCGCUGCUCCUGAUAAACGCAUUUAUCAGUUUACAGCUGCUACUCCCAAAGAAGCUGCAGAAUGGGUAGAGAGGCUGAAAUUUGUAUUACAAGACAUGGGAUCUCCAACUAUUCCAGAGGAGGAAUAUGAUGACAUUGAGGAAAAUUCCAUACCUCCUUCUCAAUCAGGAGUAGCAACUAUUUUUGAUGACAUUUAUGAAGAGCUUCCAGAAGAAGAAGCAACAGUAGCUGAAAUGCCAGGAAAGAGUGAAGAAUCAAAGAAACAAAGCCAAGACACUGUAAGCAGUAUUUCAGACAAUAAAAAAACCGAUUAUGUUAAUUUCUAUCAAGGUUUAUGGGACUGCACUGGUGAUGUUCCUGAUGAGCUGUCAUUCAAACGUGGUGAUGUUAUCUACAUUCUCAGUAAGGAGUACAGUAGAUUUGGCUGGUGGGUAGGAGAAAUGAAAGGAACCAUUGGCUUAGUGCCUAAAGCCUACAUAAUGGAGAUGUAUGAUAUUUGAGAGGCAAGACCAGGCUGAUUCUGCAAAUUGGAAGCCAACGAGGGGAGGCUAUGAAGAGGCUACAGAGAUCUAUAUGAAAUGAAAGAUUGGGAAGAUAUACACAUUUUUACUUUCAUUUUUGCUAUUUGCUUUGAUACUCUUUGUUGUGGUAUACAGUUAUUUAGGGUUGUAUUUAUUAUUUACUUGGUAAAUGAGCAUGGCCUGAUUAUAUGCACUUGAAAUUUUAUGGAAGAGAGCUGCAAUAAAUUCUGAUGAUCAGCCUAAUUAAUUUCAAUAUUUGCAACAUAGCACAUCUUUGCAAGAUUUUAUGCCUCUACUUAAGUGAUACAUGGCAGUGGAUCUUUCCUGUAAACAUUGCUAUGAUCUGCUUUUUCUUCCCUGAAAAGGAAAUAUAUAUCUGUUUUUAAUAUAUUUGAAGAAGGCGUACACAUUAAGAGCAUCAGUUCAUACAUGUUCUUAGGUACUACUUUUUCUUAGCAGAACUUCUGGGAAUAUAAGUGCUUUCUCUAAAAAUUUGCAUGACUUAACUCUGCUUGAUUAAUGGCUGCUUCUACAUAUUCUGUUGUUUGUUUUUGCUUCAGUUGCUUCACAGCUUUUUCUUAGCUCUCAGAAGAAAGCUGUGAAGCAGUUGAAGCAAAAACCAACAAUCAUAUGCAAUGAACAGCAAUAAUACAAAUUAUAUUAGGCUGCUAAGUCAUUAAUGUAUUUGAUAAGUCUUGUAUAAAAUAAACAAAAUCCAUUUUUUGAGUUUAUUCUAUUUAUUCCAAAACUCAUGUUUCUUUUCCUAUAGAGAACAAGAGCCAUGUUGAUCCACAA
Pseudonaja textilis is the source of this 1943-nucleotide messenger RNA. It is a transcript of the gene SKAP2, whose product is annotated as src kinase associated phosphoprotein 2. Gene Ontology annotation, cellular component: plasma membrane; cytoplasm. Gene Ontology annotation, molecular function: protein binding. The record is from RefSeq and is a predicted model, not a curated record. NCBI's taxonomy places the organism in Eukaryota, Metazoa, Chordata, Lepidosauria, Squamata, Elapidae.